AUGGGCAGCUUAGCAAACGGCACCGCCCAAGGCAACUUCCUCUUCACCUCCGAGUCCGUCGGCGAGGGUCACCCAGACAAGAUCGCUGAUCAGGUUUCGGACGCUAUUCUCGAUGCCUGUCUCGCUGAGGAUCCCCUCUCCAAGGUUGCUUGUGAGACUGCCACCAAGACCGGUAUGAUCAUGGUCUUCGGCGAGAUCACCACCAAGGCCCGCCUCGACUACCAGAAGAUCAUCCGAGAAGCCAUCAAGGAUAUCGGUUACGAUGACUCUGCCAAGGGCUUCGACUACAAGACCUGCAACGUCCUCGUUGCCAUUGAGCAGCAGUCCCCCGAUAUCGCCCAGGGUCUUCACUACGAUGAAGCUCUGGAGAAGUUGGGCGCUGGUGACCAGGGUAUCAUGUUCGGAUACGCCACCGACGAGACCCCUGAGCUCUUCCCCUUGACCCUCCAGCUCUCCCACAAGCUUAACCGUGCCAUGAAGGAUGCCCGCAACGACGGAUCCCUGCCAUGGCUCCGUCCCGACACCAAGACCCAGGUCACCAUUGAGUACGCCCACGACAACGGUGCCGUCAAGCCAGUCCGCGUCGACACCGUCGUUCAUCUCCGGAAUAAUUCAACAUGA
This is a messenger RNA of Arthroderma uncinatum, 621 nucleotides long. Its product is annotated as S-adenosylmethionine synthase. NCBI's taxonomy places the organism in Eukaryota, Fungi, Ascomycota, Eurotiomycetes, Onygenales, Arthrodermataceae. Gene Ontology annotation, cellular component: cytosol. Bases 1 to 621 code for a protein of 206 amino acids. Gene Ontology annotation, molecular function: methionine adenosyltransferase activity; ATP binding. The transcript is spliced from 5 exons. Gene Ontology annotation, biological process: S-adenosylmethionine biosynthetic process. The record is from RefSeq and is a predicted model, not a curated record.